CAUUGCCUUUUCUUUCCAACCUCCACAUCUCCUUCCACACUCCUUUGCACUUCGUCUGCAGACGGCCACGGCCACGGCAACGGCAACGGCAGGCACACGAUGAAGGUCACUUCGCUUUUGGCGCUUGGUGCCGCCGCUCUGGUAUCCGCAGAAGAUGACGCCCCAUCAGCAGUCGACGCCCCAUCAGCAGCCGACGCCUCGCUGCCCCAAUUCACACCAACCACCCUGAAGGCACCCUUCAUUGAGCAGUUCACCGACGGCUGGGACGCUCGGUGGAAGGCUUCACACGCUAAGAAGGAGAACACCAAGGAGGAAUGGCAGUAUGUGGGCAACUGGGCAGUCGAGGAGCCCACCGUCUUCAAGGGCAUCGCCGGCGACAAGGGCCUGGUGGCCAAGGACAAGGCUGCCCACCACGCCAUCUCUGCCAAGUUUGACGAGCCCAUUGACAACAAGGGCAAGUCUCUGGUUAUCUCAUAUGAGGUCAAGUUCCAGCAAUACCUCGAGUGCGGUGGUGCCUACAUGAAGCUCCUCCAGGAGAAUGCCGCUCUGGCCUCCGACGAGUUCUCCAAUGCUUCGCCAUACAUCAUCAUGUUUGGUCCAGACAAGUGCGGUGCUACUAACAAGGUCCACUUCAUCUUCCGCCACAAGAACCCAAAAACUGGCGAAUACGAGGAGAAGCAUUUGGAAAGGGCCCCACCCGCCGAGAUUGAUAAGCUGUCCAACCUCUACUCCCUCAUCGUCCGUCCAGACCAGACUUUCGAGCUCUUGAUCAACGGCGGCAGUGUGAAGAACGGCUCCCUCCUCGAGGACUUCGUCCCACCUGUCAACCCACCAGCUGAGAUUGACGACCCAAAUGACAAGAAGCCAGACACCUGGGUUGAUGAGGCCAAGAUCCGCGACCCAGAUGCCACCAAGCCAGAGGACUGGGACGAGGACGCGCCGUACGAGAUUGUCGACGAGGAGGCCACCAAGCCAGAGGACUGGCUCGAAGAUGAGCCGCUCACCAUUCCAGACCGAGCUGCUGAGAAGCCAGAGGACUGGGAGGACGAUGAGGACGGUGACUGGAUCCCACCACAAAUCCCCAACCCCAAGUGUGAUGAGAUAUCUGGCUGUGGCCCAUGGGAGAAGCCAAUGAUCAAGAACCCAGCUUUCAAGGGCAAGUGGUCCGCUCCUAUGAUUGACAACCCAGAGUACAAGGGUGUCUGGGAGCCACGGAAGAUCGCCAACCCAGAUUUCUUCGAGGACAAGUCGCCAUCCGACUUUGAGCCAAUGGGCGCUAUCGGCUUCGAGCUUUGGACGAUGAACGAGGAUAUCCUCUUUGACAACAUCUACAUCGGCCACGACGAGGCUCAGGCCAAGGCCUUCAAGAAGGAGACCUGGGACAUCAAGCAUCCAUCGGAGCUGGAGGCUGAGCGGGCUGGUUUGCCAGCUGGGGACACCAAGAAGUCUCCAAUGGACCUUGUCUUCAUGGAGGACCCAGUUCUCUACAUCAAGGAGAAGACCGCUCUCUUCCUUGAGCUCGUCCAGAAGAACCCAGUCGACGCUGUCAAGUUCGUUCCGGAAGUGGCCGGCACGAUCGCUCUCGCCAUUAUCACCAUUCUCCUCGUCGUUUUCUCCGUCGGCUCCUCCGCCGCCCCAAGCAAGGAAGAGUUGAAGGCAAAGGCCGAGAAGGCCAAGGCUGCCGCACAAAAGACUAAGGAUGAUGUCGCAGAUGCUGUUGCGUCGGGCGCUGACAAGGCCAAGGAUGAGUUGAACAAGCGCACCACCCGCAGCAGUGCGCAAUAGUCAAUUCGCAUCAGGCGCGUGAGUGCAGCAAGCAGGAGCAUGGCUUCAGAAAACGAUGUACUACAAAGCAAGCAUCUUUCUUGAGCGAUUUUGGGAGAGCUGUCCUUGGGAUCUGUAGAGAAGCAUUCCGAUAAAUCACGAUACCUCGUAUGACUCGCAGCCACC
Messenger RNA from Pseudocercospora fijiensis CIRAD86, 1950 nucleotides. RefSeq lists its product as uncharacterized. Gene Ontology annotation, cellular component: endoplasmic reticulum; endoplasmic reticulum membrane. NCBI's taxonomy places the organism in Eukaryota, Fungi, Ascomycota, Dothideomycetes, Mycosphaerellales, Mycosphaerellaceae. Gene Ontology annotation, molecular function: calcium ion binding. Bases 100 to 1785 code for a protein of 561 amino acids. Gene Ontology annotation, biological process: protein folding. The transcript is spliced from 3 exons. The record is from RefSeq and is a predicted model, not a curated record.